UCAAACUGUUUUUACUAGCACCUCCAUAGCCAGCCUCCUCCUUUUGAGAGAACCAUUUUGAAUUCAAUCAAAUUGAUGACUGUGUCCAAACUGGAGGAUGUCAGCAAUACCUUGAGAACCAGCACCAGCCCACAUGCUGAAGACCUACUGAUUUAUCAGAGCAAUUACAAUUAUUGUAAUUAAUAAAUUGAGUAGAAAACACAUGUAACCUGUAGUCUUAUUCAUUGUGAGGAUCACAAUUUGGGUUAUUGAGGUGGUCUAGUUUAAACUCCUUAUCAUUGUUUAUAUAGCUCCACUUUGUUAAUUGUAGCCAUAUUCUCUUCAUGGGAUGCAGAUGUCACGUGACCAGGAUGCUCCGUAUGGUGAAGGAAAAAUAGCAGUGAAGUCUCUCAGCAAGUUACCGUACUGCAAGGGGUUCAUCACCCUUUAAUAUUCACCGAAAUAGGUGAUGAAAGCCACUCAUAAAACAAGAGAAGCCCAGCCACUUGCCAUGAGCAGUGAGCUGAACGUGCCCAUGGGCUCCCCAGCCCCGGGGGGCUUUGAGCGGAUGCCGGAGGGUGGAGGGAUGGACUACAGGGACUGGGUGCGCCGCAGCUACCUGGAGCUGGUCACCUCCAACCACCACUCUGUGCAGGCGCUGUCUUGGAGGAAGCUCUACUUGAGCCGGGCCAAACUGAAAGCCUCCAGCCGCACCUCUGCCUUGCUCUCUGGCUUCGCUAUGGUGGCAAUGGUGGAGGUCCAGUUGGAGAUCCAGUACAACUACCCACGAAUGCUCCUCAUUGCCUUUAGCGUUUGUACUACGGUGCUGGUGGCUGUGCACCUGCUCGCCCUGCUCAUCAGCACCUGCAUCCUACCCAACGUGGAGGCAGUCAGCAAUAUCCACAACCUCAACUCAGUCAGCGAGUCACCCCAUGAGCGCAUGCACCACUACAUCGAGCUGGCCUGGGGCUUCUCCACUGCCCUGGGCAUCCUGCUUUUCCUGGCAGAGGUAGUGCUGCUCUGCUGGAUCAAGUUCCUGCCCGUGGACUCUAGUUCCGCCAACCAGGUGGCGGUGGCUGCCGCAGAGCUGGCACUAUCCAAGCUGAACUGUAGCGGCCCCGCCCUGCCACCCAAGCCCACCCCUCCGCCAGGGCACAGUGGCUGGCAGGCAGCCCUGGCCUCCACCAUCAUUAUGGUGCCGGUGGGGGUGAUCUUUGUGGUAUUCACCAUCCACUUCUACCGCUCGCUGGUGAGCCACAAGACAGAGCGUCACCACCAGGAGAUCGAGGAACUGCACAAAAUUAAGGUGCUGCUGGACGGGUGCGAGAGAGGCCUACAGGCAGUGUGAUCUCUUUAGCUCUUCUCUCUAUGCUCUUCCUGUCCACUGUCAAUGCCUUCUCACAUUGUUGAGAAGCACCAAAAUUCCACUGAAUAAGUGGGAGGAUUAAGGAUUUCCUUAUCCCCUAUUUAUCAAGCACCCUUUCCUAUUCAGCCUCUAGUCUGUUCAUUGUUAAUGUCUUCCUUAAAGUUUUUUUGGCAGAGAGCCCCAAAACUCCACUUAAUAUGUGGGAAGUUUAAGGAAUUCUCAGCUCUACUAAAUUAUGGAGGUCAAAGUUCAUAGUAUGUUUGUUUGAUUUGGAAAAUAGUAUCUUGUCUCAGAGCUGUAUUGAUUAUAUUUUAAAGAUUAUUUUAAAGGGCUGUUUUGUGUCAUCUCCACAUUUCAUUAAGGAAGUAGUGUCAACCCUCACAUGUGCUUAACUUGUUCUCACAAGGCUGUUAUUGUUGUCAGGCUAUGAUCAACACUGAGACCAGAGUUGUAAGCAGAUGCAGAAGCAGGUGGAAACAAAAGUCCAUUUAUUUUUGAAGGUGUUCAUGCUGCACCAAACAGUGUGUAAUGUACACUGAACAAAAAAUAUAAACACAACAUGCAACAAUUUCAAAGUUACAAUUCAUAGAAGGAAAUCAGUCAAUUGAAAUAAAUUCAUUAGGCCCAAAUCUAUGGAUUUCACAUGACUGGGAAUACGGAGAUACAUCUGUUGGUCACAUACGCAUAGAGUUGAUCGGGCUGUUGAUUGUUGCCUGUGUAAUGUUGUCUCACUCUUAAAUGCCUGUGCGAAGUUGCUGGAUAUUGGCUGGAACUGGAACACAAUCUUAUAUGUCAAUCCAUAGCAUCCCAUCCCGAACAUGCUCAAUGGGUGACAUGUCUGAGUAUGUAGGCUAAGGAAGAGCUGGGACAUUUUCAGCAUCCAGGAAUUGUGCACAGGUCCUUGUGGCAUGGAGCCAUGCAUUAUCAUGCUGAAACAUGAGGUGAUGGCGGCAAAUUAAUGGCAAGACAAUGGGCCUCAGGAUCUCGUCACGGUAUCUCUGUGCAUUGAAAUUGCCAUUGAUAAAAUGCAGUUGUGUUCGACGUCCGUAGCUAAUGCCUGCCUGCCCAUACCAUAACCCCACCUCCACCAUGGGGCUCUGUUCACAACGUUGACAUAAGCAAACCGCUUGCCCACAUGAUGCUAUACGCAGUCUGCCAUCUGCCAGGUCAGAGUUGAAACUAGGAUUCAUCCGUGUAGAGCACACUUCUCCAGUGUACCAGUGGCCAUCGGAAGUGAGCAUUUGCUCACUGAAGUAGGUUACGACACAGAACUGCCGUCAGGUCAAGACCCUGGUGAGGACGACGAACACGCAGAUGAGCUUCCCUAAGACUGUUUUUGACAGUUUGUGCAGAAAUUCUUCGGUUGUGCAGCUGUCCGGGUGGCUGGUCUCAGACAAUCCCACAGGUGAAGAAGCCAGAUUUGGAGGUCCUGGGCUGGCGUGGUUACACGUGGUCUGCGGUUGUGAGGCUGGUUGAAUGUACUGCCAAAUUCUCUAAAACUAUGUUGGAGGCGGCUUAUUGUAGGGAAAUGAACAUAACAUUUUCUGGCAACAGCUCUGGGGGACAUUCUUGCAGUCAAGCAUGCCAAUUGCAUGCUCCCUCAACUUGAGACAUCUGUGGCGUUGUGUGAAAAAACUGCACAUUUUAGAAUGGCCUUUUAUUGUCCCCGGCACAAGGUGCACCUGUGUAAUGACCAUGCUGUUUAAUAUGCUUCUUGACAUGCCACACCUGUCAGGUGGCUGGAUUAAUUUGGCAAAGGAGAAAUGCUCACUAACAGGGAUGUUAACAAAUUUGUGCACACAAUUUGAGAUGUUUUUUUGUGUUGUAUGGAACAGUUCUGGGAUCUUUAAUUUCAGCUCAUUUUUAAUUUUACCUUUAUUUUACUAGGCAAGUCAGUUAAGAACAAAUUCUUAUUUUCAAUGACGGCCUAGGAACAGUGGGUUAACUGCCUGUUCAGGGGCAGAACGACAGAUUUGUACCUUGUCAGCUCGGGGAUUCAAACUUGCAACCUUUCGGUUACUAGUCCAACGCUCUAACCACUAGGCUACCCUGCCGCAUGGGACCAACACUUAUGUUGCGUUUAUAUUUUUGUUCAGUCUAUUUGAAAGUGAAGAAUCUUAUUUGGGAUGGGGGGCUGCUCUAUACUCCAGCAUUUUGGAUUUGAGAUCAAAUGUUUCAUGAGACUACAGAAUGUCUGUCACCUUUUAUUGGAGGGUAUUUCCAUAUCGUUUUUAUUGUUUUAGAAAUGAAAGCACUGUAUCUAUUCCCCCCAUUUAUGAAAAAGUCAAGUAUUUGGACAAAUUCACUUAAUACACUAAGUUUAGUAUUUUGUCUCAUAUUCCUACUCAAUGAUACCAACACGCUUGUGACUACAAACUUGUUGGAUACAUUUGUAGUUUUGAUUUAGUUGUGUUUUCGAUUGUUUUGCCCAAUAGGAACUGAAUCAUGUAUUUUCAUUUUGGAGUGACCUUUUUUUAUUGUAAAUAACAAUAGGUGUUUCUGAACACUUUUUACAUUAACGUGGAUGCUACUAUGAUAUGGAUCAUAACGAUGACCAUACAUGUUAGCAUGUUUUGUUGUAGCCUCUGAACGGUAUUUCACUUGUCAUUAUUCACGAUUCUUAAUCAGGGCAUUAUCAGGAUUAAUAUAGAUUUGUUCAAAAACAUCUUACUGUAUCUACUCACUUAGGAACUGAAUGAUGACUUGAAUUUCUUUCUAUUGGGCAAAACAACCCACAACCCACACAAAACAAAUCACAAACUUGAUGUAGUCAUUGUGUGCUAGGAUUAUAGGACCAAAUACUAAACUUUUAACUACUUUAAUACACUAAGUCAAUUUGUCCAAUAUACUUAAGACUUCUUAAAAUGCAGAGACUAGAUACAUCAAGUGCUUUCAUUUAUUUCUUAACAGUAAAACAUGUAUGAAGAUUCACCUUUUAUUUAAGGGUCAUUCUGUGCUGUCGCCUCACAUUAAACAUUUGAUCUCAAAUCCAAAAUGCUGGAGUAUGUGACAGUAAUGGGAGCACAUGCUGUGUGUGCAGACAUGCUUUGGGGAGAAUGUUAAUUUAAUCUGCAUUAUAAUUCGUAUUUUAAAGAAAGCCCACCCAGGCCUAUAAACUGUACGUCAGUUCUUAGGCUACUCUAUUGUGUCAAAGAUAGUGCCUCAGCGUUAAGACUUGUAAUCUCAUGAGUUAAGUUAUUUUUUUUAUUUAACUAGGCAAGUCAGUUAAGAACAAAUUCUUAUUUACAAUGAUGGCCUACCAAAAGGCCUCCUGCGGGGGAUGGGAUUAAAAUAUAUAUAUAUAAUAUAUAUACACACACACACACACACAGUGGGGCAAAAAAAAGUAUUUAGUCAGCCACCAAUUGUGCAAGUUCUCCCACUUAAAAAGAUGAGAGGCCUGUAAUUUUCAUCAACUAUGACACAAAAUUAGCUUGUUUUUUUUUCUCCAGAAAAUCACAUUGUAGGAUUUUUAAUGAAUUUAUUUGCAAAUUAUGGUGGAAAAUAAGUAUUUGGUCACCUACAAACAAGCAAGAUUUCUGGCUCUCACAGACCUGUAACUUCUUCUUUGAUUAGAGGCUCCUCUGUCCUCCACUCGUUACCUGUAUUAAUGGCACCUGUUUGAACUUGUUAUCAGUAUAAAAGACACCUGUCCACAACCUCAAACAGUCACACUCCAAACUCCACUAUGGCCAAGACCAAAGAGCUGUCAAAGGACACCAGAAACAAAAUUGUAGACCUGCACCAGGCUGGGAAGACAAAAUCUGCAAUAGGUAAGCAGCUUGGUUUGAAGAAAUCAACUGUGGGAGCAAUUAUUAGGAAAUGGAAGACAUACAAGACCACUGAUAAUCUCCCUCGAUCUGGGGCUCCACGCAAGAUCUCACGCCGUGGGGUCAAAAUGAUCACAAGAACGGUGAGCAAAAAUCCCAGAACCACACGGGGGGACCUAGUGAAUGACCUGCAGAGAGCUGGGACCAAAGUAACAAAGCCUACCAUCAGUAACACACUACGCCGCCAGGGACUAAAAUCCUGCAGUGCCAGACGUGUCCCCCUGCUUAAGCCAGUACAUGUCCAGGCCCGUCUGAAGUUUGCUAGAGAGCAUUUGGAAGAUCCAGAAGAAGAUUGGGAGAAUGUCAUAUGGUCAGAUGAAACCAAAAUAGAACUUUUUGGUAAAAACUCAACUCGUCGUGUUUGGAGGACAAAGAAUGCUGAGUUGCAUCCAAAGAACACCAUACCUACUGUGAAGCAUGGGGGUGGAAACAUCAUGCUUUGGGGCAGUUUUUCUGCAAAGGGACCAGGACGACUGAUCCGUGUAAAGGAAAGAAUGAAUGGGGCCAUGUAUCGUGAGAUUUUGAGUGAAAACCUCCUUCCAUCAGCAAGGGCAUUGAAGAUGAAACGUGGCUGGGCCUUUCAGCAUGACAAUGAUCCCAAACACACCGCCCGGGCAAUGAAGGAGUGGCUUCGUAAGAAGCAUUUCAAGUUCCUGGAGUGGCCUAGCCAGUCUCCAGAUCUCAACCCCAUAGAAAAUCUUUGGAGGGAGUUGUAAGUCUGUGUUGUCCAGCAACAGCCCCAAAACACCACUGCUCUAGAGGAGAUCUGCAUGGAGGAAUGGGCCAAAAUACCAGCAACCGUGUGUGAAAACCUUGUGAAGACUUACAGAAAACGUUUGACCUCUGUCAUUGCCAACAAAGGGUAUAUAACAAAGUAUUGAGAGAAACUUUUGUUAUUGACCAAAUACUUAUUUUCCACCAUAAUUUGCAAAUAAAUUCAUAAAAAAUCCUACAAUGUGAUUUUCUGGAUUUUUUUCUUCUCAUUUUGUCUAUCAUAGUUGAAGUGUACCCAUGAUGAAAAUUACAGGCCUCAUCUUUUUAAGUGGGAGAACUUGCACAAUUGGUGGUUGACUAAAUACUUUUUUGCCCCACUGUAUAUAGGACAAAACGCAUCACGACGAGACAACACUACUUUUUUUUAUUUAUUUUUUUACCUUUAACUAGGCAAGUCAGUUAAGAACAAAUUCUUAUUUUCAAUGAUGGCCUAGGAACAGUGGGUUAACUGCCUGUUCAGGGGCAGAACGACAGAUUUUUUACCUUGUCAGCUCGGGGAUUUGAACUUGCAACCUUCCGGUUACUAGUCCAACACUCUAAUCACUAGGGUAGCAUAAAGAGAGACAUAAGACAACAACAUAGCAAGGCAGCAACAGAUGACAACAUGACGACAACAACAUGGUAGACAUUAUUGGGCACAGACAACGGCACAAAGGGCAAGAAUGUAGAGACAACAAUCCACCACGCAAAGCAGCCACAACUGUCAGUAAGAGUGUCCAUGAUUGAGUCUUUAAAUGAAGAGAUUGAGAUAAAACUGUCCAGUUUGAGUGUUUGUUGCAGCUUGUUCCAUUCAAUAGCUGCAGCGAACUAAAAAGAGGGACCCAGGGAUGUGUGUGCUUUGGGGACCUUUAACAGAAUGUGACUGGCAGAACAGGUGUUGUAUGUGGAGGAUGAGGGCUGCAGUAGAUCUCAGAUAGGGGGGAGUGAGGCCUAAGAGGGUUUCAUAAAUAAGGAUCAACCAGUGGGUCUUGUGACGGGUAUACAGAGAUGACCAGUUUACAGAGGAGUAUAGAGUGCAGUGAUGUGUCCUAUAAGGAGCAUUGGUGGCAAAUCUGAUGGCCGAAUUGUAAAGAACAUCUAGCCACUCGAGAGCACCCUUACCUGCCGAUCUAUAGAUGAUGUCUCCGUAAUCUAGCGUGGCUUGGAUGGUUAUCUGAAUCAGGGCUAGUUUGGCAGCUGGGGUGAAAGGAGUGAUUACGAUACAGGAAACCAAGUCUAGAUUUAACUUUAGCUUGCAGCUUUGAUAUGUGCUGAGAGGACAGUGUACCGUCUAGCCAUACUCCCAAGUACUUGUAUGAGGUGACUACCUCAAGCUCUAAACCCUCAGAGGUAGUAAUCACAUCUGUGGGGAGAGGGGCAUUCUUAUCAAACCACAUGACCUAUGUUUUGGAGGUGUUCAGAACAAGGUUAAGGGUAGAGAAAGCUUGUUGGACACUAAGAAAGCUUUGUUGUGGAGCAUUUAACACAACCUGGGGAAGGGCCAGCUGAGUAUGACUAUCAUCUGUAUAUAAAUGUAAUAGAGCGCUUCCUACGGCCUGAGCUAUGUUGUUGAUGUAAAUUGAGAAGAGCGUGUGGCAUAGGAUUGAGCCUUGGGGCACUCCCUUGGUGACAGGCAGUGGCUGAGACAGCAGAUGUUCUGACUUUAUACACUGCACUCUUGAGAGAGGUAGUUAGUAAAACCAGGCCAAAGACACCAAUACUCCUUAGCCGGCCCACAAGAAUGGAAUGGUCUACCAUACCAAAAGCUUUGGCCAAGUCAAUAAAAAUAGCAGCAGAACAUUGCUUAGAAUCAAGGGCAAUGGUGACGACAUUGAGGACCUUUAAGGUUGCAGUGACACAUCCAUAACCUGAGCGGAAACCAGAUUGCAUACCAGAGAGAAUACUAUAGACAUCAAGAAAGCCAGUCAGUUGAUUGACAAGUUUUUCCAACACUUGAUAAACGGGGCAAAAUAGAAAUAGGCCAAGAUCUCCCCCUUUUAAAUAAAGUACAAACCGUGGCUACCUUCCCAGAAAGGAGAGAGGCUUUGCGAUGAUAGGGGCAGCAACCUUGAAGAAGAAAGAGUUUAAACCAUCUGACCCAGAUGUUUUUUUGGGGUCAAGUUUCAGAAGGUCCUUUAGCACCUCGGAUUCAGUGACUGCCUGCAAGGAGAAACUUUGUAGCGGGGCAGGGGAAAAAGAGGGAGAAACAUUGGGGAUAGUCACAUUAGAAGGGGUGGGAGAUGAGGAAAUGUCGGCCGGGCAAAGAGGCAUGGUGAGUCAAAUAGGAAUCCUGGCUUAAUGAAGUGGUGAUUAAAGAGCUCAGCCAUGUGCUUCUUUACAGUAACAUCAUCAACGUUAAGGGACAUGGGCAGCUGUGAGGAGGAGGGUUUAUUCUCCAGGUCUUUAACUGUUUUACAGAACUUCUUGGGGUUAGACCCACAGAGAGAUUAAUGUUCAAAUAAAAUACUACCUGCCCACGCAGCAAAUUAAUAUUGUAGUUACAAUUCAUAUGCUCAGCAAAGUAUAGUUUAGUGAACUCACAUUGGCUUAUAUAACGAGACCGCAUAAACAUUUACAAAUAGAAUUGCUACAUGAAAUGCCUAUCCACUUUUAUAUCCAUUAUAUUUUCUUUACUAUGACAUUGGCAAGCUCAAAACAUGGGAUUACUUGCCAAGAAAAGCACAGUGCUUGCUUCUGUUCUAUUCCAAAUAGUGACAUUUUUAUACUUGUAUAUGAACAUAAUUACUAUAGGAUUCUUGCGGCAGAGAGGGUGCUGUUAUUUUCACCAUUACUUUUCAUGGAACAGUGUCGACAAGGAUUAAAAUGAGGGUUGCUAAAUAUAUUGUAUAUGCAAUGAGCCAGGUAUUGCUCAAAACGCUUUGAAUUGAAUAUUUAAAGUCUUCAAGCUGUAUUGGUUUGAGUGGUAAGCAAUGUAUGAGGAAUGUAAAAUAGUCAACCGUUCCAUUCUCUUACAUGAAUACGAUUUAUGUCUCUGCUUGAAGGAAAGAAUUGUUAGAAAUUAAGAUAUUUUUGUUGGAAUGUUUUCUGACUAAGAAUCUCCUUUUUUCACUGGUGGGAAAAGACAAAAGUGCACUAGUUUGCCCUGAAGUUUGUUUUGAAUGUCUCUGGGUCGAUACUAUAAAAUUAGCCUUGUGUGUCAGGUGUCUGCAAUUCUUUAAUCUUAUCAAUUAACAUGUGAAACAAAGACAUCUUAGUUUGUUGAUGUUUCCAGGCCCUACUAUCUGCUUACUUGUCUGUAUUAUGAGCUGAUUAUACACUGCUAAAAAAAAUAAAGGGAACACUAAAAUAACACAUCCUA
Oncorhynchus nerka (sockeye salmon) is the source of this 9247-nucleotide messenger RNA. Its product is annotated as protein orai-2. Gene Ontology annotation, cellular component: membrane. Gene Ontology annotation, molecular function: store-operated calcium channel activity. NCBI's taxonomy places the organism in Eukaryota, Metazoa, Chordata, Actinopteri, Salmoniformes, Salmonidae. Gene Ontology annotation, biological process: store-operated calcium entry. The record is from RefSeq and is a predicted model, not a curated record.